CUACGGGGUCUCUCAGGUCAGGCCCCAGCAGGCCUGGAGUGGAGGUGUGGAGCCAGAGCCACCCAAUCCCGUAGGGACAGGUUUCACAACUUCCCGGAUGGGGUUGUGGUGGGUCACAGUGCAACCUCCAGCUAGGAGAAUGCAGUGGCUCCCACUCCUGCUGCUUCUGACGAAGUGCUCAGGAGUCCCUGGGCAGCGCUCGCCAUUGAAUGACUUCCAGGUUCUCCGGGGCACAGAACUACAGCACCUGCUACAUGCAGUGGUGCCCGGGCCUUGGCAGGAGGAUGUGGCAGAUGCUGAGGAGUGUGCUGGUCGCUGUGGGCCCUUACUGGACUGCCGGGCUUUCCACUACAAUGUGAGCAGCCAUGGUUGCCAGCUGCUGCCAUGGACCCAGAACUCUCCCCACACACGGCUGCAGCGUUCUGGGCGCUGUGACCUCUUCCAAAAGAAAGACUACAUACGAACCUGUAUAAUGGACAAUGGAGUCCGGUACCGGGGCACCAUAGCCAUGACCGCAAGUGGCCUGCCCUGCCAGCGCUGGAGCCACAAGUUCCCCAAUGACCACAAGUACACACCCACACUCAGGAAUGGCCUGGAAGAGAACUUCUGCCGCAACCCCGAUGGGGACCCGGGAGGUCCCUGGUGCUACACGACAGACCCUGCGGUGCGCUUCCAGAGCUGCGGCAUCAAGUCCUGCCGGGAGGCCACUUGUAUUUGGUGCAAUGGAGAGGAUUACCGUGGCGCAGUGGACCACACCGAGUCUGGACGCGAAUGCCAGCGCUGGGACCUGCAGCGUCCUCACCAGCACCCCUUCGAGCCCGGCAAGUUUCUCGACCAAGGUCUAGACGACAACUAUUGCCGGAAUCCCGACGGCUCCGAGCGGCCCUGGUGCUAUACCAUGGACCCACAGAUCAAGCGGGAGUUCUGUGACCUCCCCCGCUGUGGGUCCGAGGCACAGCCCCGCCACGAGGCCACGACUCUCAACUGCUUCCGAGGAAAGGGUGAGGGCUACCGGGGCACAGCCAAUACCACCACCGCAGGUGUACCUUGCCAGCGUUGGGAUGCGCAGAGCCCGCAUCAGCACCGGUUUGCACCUGAGAAAUACGCGUGCAAGGACCUUCGAGAGAACUUCUGCCGGAACCCCGACGGCUCCGAGGCACCCUGGUGCUUCACAUCUCGGCCUGGCAUGCGCAUGGCCUUCUGCUACCAGAUCCGGCGUUGCCCGGACGACGUGCGGACGGAGGACUGCUACCACGGCGCGGGGGAGCAGUACCGAGGCACGGUCAGCAAGACCCGCAAGGGUGUCCAGUGUCAGCACUGGUCGGCUCAGACGCCGCACAGGCCUCAGUUCACACCCACCUUGGCCCCACACUCCCAGCUGGAGGAGAACUUCUGCCGGAACCCAGACAGGGAUAGCCAUGGGCCCUGGUGCUACACUGUGGACCCAGGGACUCCAUUUGACUACUGUGCCCUGCAACGUUGCAAUGAUGACCAUCCACCAUCCAUCCUAGACCCCCCAGACCAGGUGCUGUUUGAGAAGUGUGGCAAGAGGGUAGAUCGGCUGGACCAGCAUCGAUCCAAGCUGCGUGUGGUGGGGGGCCAGCCAGGCAACUCACCCUGGACAGUCAGCUUGCGCAACCGGCAAGGCCAGCAUUUCUGCGGGGGGUCCCUAGUGAAGGAGCAGUGGGUACUGACUGCCCGGCAAUGCUUCUCUUCCUGCCAUAUGGCUCUCACGGGCUAUGAGGUGUGGUUGGGCACCCUGUUCCAGGACCCACAGCCUGAGGAGCCAGGCCUGCAGCGGGUCCCAGUAGCCAAGAUGGUGUGUGGGCCCUCAGGUUCCCAGCUUAUCCUGCUCAAGCUGGAGAGAUCUGUGACCCUGAACCAGCGUGUGGCCCUGAUCUGCCUGCCUCCUGAGCGGUAUGUGGUGCCUCCAGGGACCAAGUGUGAGAUCGCAGGCUGGGGUGAGAGCAAAGGUACAGGUGAUGGCACAGUCCUAAACGUAGCCUUGCUGAAUGUCAUCUCCAACCAGGAGUGUAACAUCAAACACCGAGGACGCGUACGGGAGAGUGAAAUGUGCACUAAGGGACUGCUGGCCCCCGUGGGGGCCUGUGAGGGUGACUACGGGGGCCCACUUGCCUGCUUUACCCAUGACUGCUGGGUCCUGGAGGGAAUUAUAAUCCCCAACCGAGUGUGUGCGAGGCCCCGCUGGCCAGCUGUCUUCAUGCGUGUCUCUGUGUUUGUGGACUGGAUUCACAAAGUCAUGCGGCUGGGCUAGGCCCGGCCCCAACCCCAUGUGCUUUGGGAGAGGAUGAAACUUCCUGUCAGACAUAAAGCCACCUUUUCCUCUUUAUGCCUGU
Messenger RNA from Microcebus murinus (gray mouse lemur), 2357 nucleotides. The record is from RefSeq and is a predicted model, not a curated record. Lineage: Eukaryota; Metazoa; Chordata; Mammalia; Primates; Cheirogaleidae.